Peronospora matthiolae is the source of this 2172-nucleotide messenger RNA. NCBI's taxonomy places the organism in Eukaryota, Oomycota, Peronosporomycetes, Peronosporales, Peronosporaceae. The record is from the annotation of a GenBank genome assembly.
AUGCAGCACGUGGAGCUCCGCGCGUUCCAGCGCGACAUCCUGGAGCUCGUGCGGGAGAAGAACGUCGUCAUGGUGGGGGACACGGGCAUCGGCAAGACGUUCCUCGCCAUCGCCUUGCUCAGUGAACUCGACUACUCGGGGGACAAGCGCGCGUUCUUUAUGGCUCCUACGCGCCAGCUCGUGGUCCAGAUCACCGCCAAGAUCCAGCAGACGAGCACGUUGAGGGUCAGUGCGUACUACGGCAGCACCGCCGACUUGUGGGACGCGGCCCAGUGGGAGCGCCAGCUGCAGCUCAUGCGCGUGUUUGUGUGCACCCCGGAGAUCGUACGCAACGCGUUACUUAAGGGCUACGUCUCGCUCACUCGCAUGAACCUGCUCGUGUUUGACGAGUGCCACCACGUGACCAAGCGCCAUCCGUACGCCCAAGUGAUCAAGAUGUACAACGAGGAGGACGCGACGACCAUGCCCCGGAUCUUUGGCACGACGGCGUGUCCCACGCGUCAAUGUGCCGAGAAGUUACAUGCAGAGAUGAAGAAAGUGGAGCUGGACAAGACGCAGAUUGCCGAGUUCUCGGCGGCCGCUCCGAUCGUGUACGAGACGUACGCGGUGCAGAAGCCGUGGACAGUCAAGGGACAUGAGGACGAAGAAGCGGGAGACGAUACGUGGGUCUUUACCAACAUGGAGCGGGAGCUGGCGGAAGUGAAAGCUAUGGCGGUAGUUGAGAAGCUGUUGAAGAAGGGGAAGAGCGAUGCUGCAACUGACUCGGCCAAGUUGGAAAAAGCGAAGAAAAAGUUCUCGCAGAAUUGUGUCACUAUAUACAAGAACUUGGGUCCAUGGUGCUACUACCGCUUUGCUGAGCUGGAGAUUCAUCGACUGGCGAUUGCAGCAUCGCUAUUGAUCACAGUGCCGGGAAGCAUGUUUGGACUGGACAAAGAUGCAGUCAAGACGAUGUUGUUGCUAACAGCGAAGCGCGAUCACUGUGAGUUUGCGUGCUCGGUGAAAGUGAAAAAGGCGGAGGAUAUUCUGCGUAGGCAUCUGUUUGAUGGAGAUGACGAGGCCGGGUGUGCGGUUGAAUCGGAGCAUGCUGCUAGUGACGAAUUCGAAUGCGAUAACGCACCUACCGACGAUCUAGCGCUAAGUAAGUCAGCCCUUGUGGAAGAGGACGACGAGGACGGCGAGGAAAUCGAUGAUGAUCAUAAGCGUGGUCGACUCGAUCUGCAGGGCAUUGUCUUUGUGAAUACGCGAACCGAAUGUCGUGUGUUGUCGGACUACUUUAACGAAAAGUUUGCGUCGCUUAUAGAAGAAGACGACGAUCCUGACGAAGCGUCAUCCAUGGUGUCGAAUAACCAGAUUCUGGAUGAGACAACGGUAGACCAACCCUUUGCCAGCAUAUUGGGCAGAGCAUCACGUAGUGACACGGCUUCCUUUCUACUACCCAAGAUGGAAACUACACUGAAGAAGUUCGAGUCAGGGUCAAUUCGUGUGCUGGUCUCCACAGCUGUCUCUGUGGAGGGCGUUGACUUUCCUCAAUGCGGGCUGAUCGUUGUCAUGGACCGCGUUGGAACGGCGCGUAUGUUGGUGCAGCUAAAGGGUCGUGCACGUCACGAAGAUGGCAUUGUGUACUAUUUGGCAGAAGCCGAUGAUCUUGCUCACGAGGUGUACUACAAACAGCUGGUCCAUGACGCUGAAGUGAUCAAUCAGCUCGAGUUUUCCAAACAGAAGGUUGAAACUAUUCAGCAACAGCCGCGAUCUAUCUCCGCUCAAUUGAUGGGCAACGGUGAGCAGAAGAUCGUCAUCGAAUCCACUGGUGCGGUUUUGGAUCUGGACAGCAGUAUUGCGUACAUCAAUCAGUUCUGCCAGUCGUUGCCGAGCAAGUUGUUCACUGUGAACGCGAAGCUGUUGUACUCCAUCUCUGAAACGCACUUUGGGGGAAAGAGUAUGUUUACAGCCGAGCUCAACCUUCCAGUCGAACUCGAGCUGGAAACGUUUCGGAGUGACCCGAUGCAUUCGAAAGCCAGUGCUCGUGCUUCUGCAGCAUUCAGGGCUUGCCAGAAGCUUCUGGACCGGCAGCUCAUUGAUGAUUCGCUAAAUUCGAUCUACCGGUCGACCAAGGUGAAGUCGUCGUCGAACGCUCGAGACUUGUCCUACUUUCUCAACCGCCUACAUACGUGA